CUUUUGCGGACCUGAGUGGCCUCAAUAAGGUCAAAGGCACAUGGAAGGGAUCCAUCACCCUGCCAUGUGCCUAUAGGCCCAUGGAGGACCUUGAGCAGCAAACCCUUACCUGGUCUGUGGUACAUGACCAGAACCCAAGUACUGUCUUUCGGAGGGACAGCUCUGGCGAUCAUGUUCUCCUGUCCAAGUACAGGGACAGGGUCAGCGUCCCCAAAGAUACCCCAGGGAACAUGUCUCUUGUCAUCCAGAACCUGGAGGUCUCUGACAGGGGAACCUACACUUGCCGGGUCAUCUGGAGAGCAGGCAACAACAGCCUGAUAGCAAAGGAGAUCAGCACUGAAGUGGAGGUUGUCAAAG
Messenger RNA from Acanthisitta chloris (rifleman), 357 nucleotides. RefSeq names its product V-set and immunoglobulin domain containing 4 (gene VSIG4). The record is from RefSeq and is a predicted model, not a curated record. Lineage: Eukaryota; Metazoa; Chordata; Aves; Passeriformes; Acanthisittidae. Gene Ontology annotation, biological process: negative regulation of T cell proliferation; negative regulation of macrophage activation; negative regulation of complement activation, alternative pathway. The transcript has a single exon. The annotation marks the transcript as partial. Gene Ontology annotation, molecular function: complement component C3b binding.